AUGGGAAAGCGAACAAAGAAGGCACCAAAGCAGAAACGCAAGCUUGCAAUGGCUGACCGUCCCAGAAAACUAACAAAGAAGGGCAAAGUGAAGCGAAAGCGUGGCGACCUCAGUAUGAUUCACAGCCGCGAUGUUAGCUUCUCGGUAAAGCAGAAGAAAGGAGGAAAAUGGGUCAAGACGGGUGAGAGACGCUGCAACAUUCACACUGUGUGCAACUGCGUGAGCCGCACGGACCCUUCGAAGAUGACGCGUGUAACGAACCGAUAA
This is a messenger RNA of Trypanosoma grayi, 267 nucleotides long. RefSeq names its product phosphoprotein lepp12. The coding region runs from base 1 to 267 and encodes 88 amino acids. The record is from RefSeq and is a predicted model, not a curated record. Lineage: Eukaryota; Euglenozoa; Kinetoplastea; Trypanosomatida; Trypanosomatidae. The transcript has a single exon.